Mytilinidion resinicola is the source of this 1710-nucleotide messenger RNA. Its product is annotated as argininosuccinate synthase. Gene Ontology annotation, molecular function: argininosuccinate synthase activity; ATP binding. Lineage: Eukaryota; Fungi; Ascomycota; Dothideomycetes; Mytilinidiales; Mytilinidiaceae. The transcript has 7 exons. Gene Ontology annotation, biological process: urea cycle; L-arginine biosynthetic process. The coding region runs from base 1 to 1257 and encodes 418 amino acids. Gene Ontology annotation, cellular component: cytoplasm. The record is from RefSeq and is a predicted model, not a curated record.
AUGGCAGGCCCCGGAAAAGGAAAAGUGUGUCUUGCCUACUCGGGCGGUCUCGAUACCUCUUGCAUCCUGAAAUGGCUUCUCGAACAAGGAUAUGAAGUCGUUUGCUUCCUCGCAAAUGUCGGACAGGAGGAAGACUGGGACCAAGUCCGCGCAAAGGCAUUGAAGCUUGGAGCCACCAAAAUGAUCAUCAAGGAUCUCCGCCGUGAAUUUGUCGAGCAGCUCUGCCUCCGCGCAAUUCAGUGCAAUGCCCAGUACGAAGGCACCUACCUGCUUGGUACGAGUCUUGCCCGCCCGGUCAUCGCACGAGCGCAGAUGCAAGCCACCCUUGACGAGGGAUGCCAAUACGUCAGCCACGGAUGCACGGGCAAAGGAAACGACCAAGUCCGCUUCGAAUUGGCCUUCCUCGCCAUCGACCCCAAGAUCAAGAUCAUUGCUCCCUGGCGCCUACCUGAGUUCUUCGAAAGAUUCGAAGGCCGAGAUGCGUUGCUCGACUACGCCGCCCAGAAGGGGAUUCCAGUAGCUUCAACCAAGGCCAAGCCUUACAGCAUGGAUGACAAUAUCGCUCACUGCAGCUACGAGAGCGGACAGCUAGAGGACCCGUCCAAGCCACCUCCAGUUGAUAUGUGGACUCGCACCAAUGACCCGAUCACUGCGCCCUCUACUCCCCAGGAAGUUACUAUUCGCUUCGAGAAGGGCCUCCCGGUCAAGGUCAGCUCCAACGGCAAGGAAUGGACGGACAGCCUCGAGCUCUUCACUGCCCUGAAUGAGCUCGGUAAGCUUCACGGCAUCGGCAGGAUUGAUAUCGUCGAGAACCGAUUCAUCGGAAUCAAAUCCCGAGGCUGCUACGACUCGCCGGCUAUGACAAUCCUGCGAGCGGCACACUUGGAUCUUGAAGGUCUUGUCAUGGACGGAAAGGUCCGAUCUCUGCGUGACCAGUUUGUUACACACGCGUGGUCGGAGAUCCUUUACAAUGGACUCUACUUCUCUCCUGAGCGUGAAUUUGUUGAGAACAGUCUUGUGUUCUCACAGAAGCGAGUCAACGGAGAAGUUCGUCUCCGCCUGUACCGCGGUAACGUCUGGAUCACGGGACGAUCAUCCGAAACCGAGAAGCUGUACUCCGAAGAGGAGUCAUCCAUGGACAGCCUUGUUGACUUCAGCCCUGUCGACACGACCGGAUUCAUCAACAUCACCGCCAUCCGUCUCAAGAAAUACGGAGUGCAGAAGCAGGAGGAAGGUAACAGCCUCGCAAAGCCGUGAGAAGAUUUGGUGUGUGCCCUGUCCCAAAAUGGCCAGUUGCUGGAGUCUGGAGUGAAAAUACAUGGAACGAGGCCUCCCAAUGUAUUAUAAUCAAACUGAACAAUCGUCUCUUCGAGACGCUAACAAAAGCACUGUUUCUACCUCUGGUUCCAAUUGCUACCUAUAUCUCCAGAAAAUAGAGGAUGGGAGGGAGAGGGGCCGUCACUCGGACAACCUCAAGUUAAGCGCUCUCCAACCUCGCAACCCCCAAGCAGAAAAUCACUCCACCGCCGCAACUCGAAUUGUUUCCAUGGGCACCUACCCCGAAAUCUCCAGAGAUAUUUACUAACGGGCGCCCCAAGGUGGUAAGUAAGGUAUCAGUCUUUCUUAUUCUAAUAUUCCAUUACGUUAGCUUUCACAACUUAUUUAGAAUUCUAAAAGCCUAUCGGAGUACCCCAAGUAGUCGUAAAGAGU